AUGCUGAAGCGCUCGAAAACGGCUAAUUCGGCACGCGCCCCGCUGCGAGCGGCAAAGGUAACAGGCACUAUAAUAUUUUCCUGCCCUCCGCAGCCGCUACAGGACUGGUCCGCUCGUAAUGCACACACCAAGGCCACGAACGGGCCAUUUCACCGCAGCAACAGUAGACUCAACCAGCUUCACAAGAACGUCCUCUGGUCCACCAGGGGAAACUUUCUCUCCAUCCCAGCCGACUAUCCCCAGCGCUAUCACAUCACACGGAUCAUAGCCCAGAUCGCGGGCGUCAUCGGUGAAAUAACGACGAGAAGCGGUACCCAGCUGACGCAGAGGUUGGGCAAGGCGUUAAGGGUUAAAUACAUCACGCUCUCCGGCCUGGUCGUAGCCGAUAGCCAGACAUCCCUCGCCAUCGCUUUUGCAUUCUCUCUGCACACCCCCGAAGACAAAGCAGGGCGAGACCUGGCAGGGCCCGACUAG
Pseudomassariella vexata is the source of this 474-nucleotide messenger RNA. RefSeq lists its product as uncharacterized. Bases 1 to 474 code for a protein of 157 amino acids. The record is from RefSeq and is a predicted model, not a curated record. Gene Ontology annotation, biological process: carbohydrate metabolic process. NCBI's taxonomy places the organism in Eukaryota, Fungi, Ascomycota, Sordariomycetes, Amphisphaeriales, Pseudomassariaceae. The transcript has a single exon.